Messenger RNA from Ostreobium quekettii, 1137 nucleotides. NCBI's taxonomy places the organism in Eukaryota, Viridiplantae, Chlorophyta, Ulvophyceae, Bryopsidales, Ostreobiaceae. The record is from the annotation of a GenBank genome assembly.
AUGCCCAUCACUGAAGAAGCUUGCUCGGAUGGAUCCAAGGCACCGGAGUUCUCAGAAGUGGUUUCUGUGGAGCAUGAUGGCGACAGCGCAUCCACAUCGUCAGUGGUCGAUGAUGCUGUGCCCCAGAGCCCAUGCCUGUCUGGCUGCCUCUCCCUGAUCAGGGGCUCAUCGCUGGGUGCCAGCCAUAGGGGAGCCUUGAGCCACAGGAGAUGCUAUGCUGCAAAGCCCAUCGCGGGAGCCUCCCUCAAGCAUCUAGACCCCCUUGAGGACCCAUCCACCGCCUCCGAGGUGUGGGAGCCAGGCGACCCAGGGCAGUACUGUGUGCGGUCUCGGCAAUAUAUGAAGACAAAAGUGAAGGAUGUGUGUGACGGAAGCUUCUAUGAGCUGGCGGCUGCCGACCUCUUUUCCUUCGAUUCCAAGGAACACCACAUCGCCCGCCAAUUGCGCUUGCUGGCUGACCCUUACAAGAGGAGUGAUGACGAAAUGGCAUCCAUCUUGGAGUUUGGCAUCCCGUUGCUGCUCAUCAUCAACAUCCAGCUGCCCACAUACCCGGCAAGCCUGUUUGGAGGCACAGACGGGCCGGGGCACAGCUUGGUUUACCACUUCGUUCUGCGUGAGGGCUUCCAUCCCUUGACAGAAUGCAACACAGCUGCGGUGGGCCUGCUGCACCGUCUGGUGCACAACGGCCGUGAGGAGACUGGUGAUAUGGCACGCAGCCGCCUGAAACUCAUACCGCGGGUGGUCAACUUGGAGGAAUGGACAGCCAAUGCUCCACUAAGCAAGACGGAGGCCCACCUUGUGCACAACUACAAUAUGAAGCCCCUGCUGACCCGCCCCCAGCACUCCUUCCACCAUGGCCCUAGCUAUCUGGAGGUGGACCUGGAUGUGCAUGCCUAUGGCUACCUCGCACGCCGUGCCUUUGCCUCUUUUACACCCCGCCUGGCUGGGCUCGUUUUCGAGAAUGCCCUUCUCAUUCAGGGCAACAGUGAGGAAGAGCUGCCGGAGAUGCUGUUGGGGGUUGCCCGCCUGCACCGCAUCGACUUUACCAGGGCCAGGCCGUUCUCGGAGGCUGUGGCAGAGGCAGCCAGGGGGAGCGCUGGUGGCGAGGAAGACGGGACGGUGGACAGCAGGAGUUAG